GGCGGUUGCUACGGUUGUUUAUUGAAAGUGUGCUGUGAAAAAUGUAUUAAUAAAAGAAAUUUUAUGCUAAAAUGGAGAAAAAAGUGACAAUAUUUAAACAAAAGUGAUAAUACUUUGAAUUAAAGUUAUAAAAUUCAAAGCAUAAGUGUUCUAUACCACAGGGAAUGAAAAGCAAAUUUGUAUGCGGCAGCCAGCAGAGCUAUAAUCCGAAAUGCAAGACAACAUUGAUGAUGACGACACCCAUCUCUGCAUCAAAUGCAGUCAAACCAUUGUGGGACUCUCGAAUUACAUACAACAUCGCAAGCAAAAUUGCAAUCGUAAUGCCACUGCCACAAUAACACCCAACCCACAAAAGCUAACAGCACCAGAUACAACAUCCAGAUCACCUCAGCAACCCAGCCAAGUAACACCACCCAUCAGCUAUGAGCCUUUUCACUUUGCGGAGCCCGAACCACCCUCAGCCUCAAGCCAUGGCGGUAAAACUUCAAAAUCCUUGGGAGAGAAUUAUGAUCUACCCUAUGAAUUGGGAGCGGAUGUGUUCUUUUCCUCUCUACAACUGCAAAGUGUUCAAUCCUCGGUGGGUCAAAAUGCUGCCUCGCCAGCCCAGACGGGAGGUAAAACGGGAGCGCCCUCCCAAGGAGUGGUGGGACAUUUACAAAGACAAAAAUCCAUGCAAUCCGAUCAUUCUACACAUGAAGAGGAAUCUUGGAUUGAGGAGAAGAAAUCCUAUGACUCCAUAUUCAAGUCUUUGUCUUUUGAGUUGAGUGAAGAGGAGGAAGAAGAUGAAAAUGAAAAUGACAAUGAGGCAGAGAUUGAUAUGCCAGAUGAUGAAGAAGAAGAGGAGGAUGACUACGAUCCUGUGGCAGAGGUGCCAGGAGGCAAAUGGAAAUCUCCCUUGAUGAGGCAUUCUCCUCCUGUGGUACCCGCUUCGCAUACUGGGGGCAAAUGGAAGCCAGAGCAUAGACCCAAUCUAAGAGUAGCCCAUUCCCAACUCUCCAGGUUGUCACCCAAUUGGGAUGAUCACUUGGAUGAUGUGGACCUUAACGAUGGACAACAUCCACCCUCAGAUCAUACCAAGGGAAAAUGGGUACCCGGCACCAAAAUGCAACGCCUGGAAUACAAAGAGGUGGUGGACUGGGCCAAACAUCCUUCCAAGCAGGAUUAUUGGUGUAACAUAUGCUGCCGCAAAUUGAAGAGUAAGGCCAUCUAUGAAAAUCAUUUGAAGACCAGUUAUCACAUGAAACGCUCUGAGCCAGAGACCCAGCUGGAGAAGGCUGUCAUACAAGAAAUCUCCCAGGAGGAUAUAAAUCGUAGCUUUGCUCUACAGUUGGGAAAAAUACACUCAGUCACCACUGCUUCGAGCUUGGGUGGAGGGAAAAAACGCAAAAGACGUUCGACUUAUUUGAGAUGCAGCCUCUGCAAACAUGUCAUGAAUCGUCAUUUGAUAGGCAAACAUUUGAUAUCCCAUUAUCAUUAUAGGCGCAUGCAGCUGCAUCCUGGCCUUUCAUUGCAUGUCAUCUUGGAGAAUAUACAUUCGAUAGUCCUGCAAUCACCAUUCCAAUGCCGCCCUUGUCGCUUUUAUGCCAACACCGAGGAAGCUUUUCUGUUGCAUUGGAAUUCCGCUUCGCACUUGGAUGUGUCCGAAGGACCAGGACGUUUCUGGUGCUCCUAUUGCCAAUAUGAAUGUGAAGACAAUAAUCAAAUGAGGCGCCAUCUAUUGGGACCCGAGCACAAAGAGGUCCUGCUGGCCAUUAAUCGUUCAGUGCCCAUUUGUAUAAGUAAAAGGCUCAGCAUAAAAUGCUCUAAAUGUGGCUUGGUCUUUCGUUAUAAUUUUGAACUGCGCCGACAUAUACGACAACAACAUGCUGGGGUGGAGUAUUUUGGAAGUGCCUCUGAUGCCUAUCAAUCGAAGUUUAAGUGUUUGAAUUGCUCAGAUAUUUUGCCUUCCAAAAUUGCCUUGCAGAGGCAUGAGAAAUUCAAACAUUCCAUAUCGAAAUAUUUUUGCUCGAUAUGUUCUUUGGAAUUCAAUAGCCCUUGUAAGGCCAGAAGGCAUCGUAAGACCUUGGAGCAUAAGCAAAAAGCAGGCAGGGUGGAGAAGUGGAAGGAUUUAAAGCUUACAAAGGAGGAUAGCUUUAAGGCAAGUGUUGCCUUAGAGGAAGCAAAGGAAAUUCCCAGGUUUGAUGAUCCCACACUAGCCGAAGGACCAUUUCUUACCAUAACCGAUGAAGAAGUCUACUCCCCGAAAAUCAAAUAUGAGGCCUUAACUACUUCAGCUGAAGAGCUAAGAUGGAAAGAGGAUAUGGGAAUUAAGGAACACAAAAAGAGAAAAAUUUCUUCCAUUGAAAUUUGUACCCUGCCUCUUCAAAUGACCAGCCAUCCCACAGACGAUCAACCCUCCACCAGUAAAGAAUCUCUGAAAAGAUUAAAGUUCUUGCAAAAAUCCCAUCAAGCCAAAAAGACCCUAACAUGCAUUGAUUGCCACCAAAAAUUUCCAACCAGAGAGCUUCUUAAAGAACAUCGAGAGAAAGAGCAUUCUCUCUCACAAUGCAUUAUUUGUGGCGACAAAUUUGUAACAGCUCAAGAGCUGGGAAGGCACUCGCGUAAAUGUAAACCUCAGACUAAUAAAGUCGUUAAACCGGCUUCCGCAGACUGUGGCGGCGACAACAGUCAGAUUAUAACACAGAUUGAUGAUCAAGGACAGCUAAUAAGGAAAUGUGAUCUAUGUGAUUAUAGCUCCAACUUCCAAUCGGAAAUCAUCUAUCAUCGCAUUUUCCAUGUUAUAAGUCCCAUGGGUUCCAAGGAGCUCAUUAAGUGUCCUCUAUGCGAGAAGAACUUUCGUAAACAAUCUCUACGUUGCCAUUUGCGUCAACAUACCAAUGAGAAAAUAUUUGCUUGUGACAUUUGUGAUGCAAAAUAUAGCAGACCCCAAAAUUUAAAGGAACAUAAGGAUAGAGCCCACAGCUGCAAACCGAAACCAGAGAAAACUUUAGCCAGCAAAAUUGCUUGCAAGAAAAACUUUCAAUGCCACAACUGUGGCAAGGUAUUCAAGAGCAAGCAAACUCUACAUAUCCAUUGCCUGACACAUCAUGGUGCCAAACCGGAGCAACGUUUCAUGUGUCCCCAUGAGAAUUGUGAAUAUGGGACCGUAAACAAUGCCCUGCUUAAGGUUCACUUGGCCUCACAUUCGAUUGAAAGUUUCAAAUGUUCACACGAGAACUGCAACUAUGUGGGCAAGAGUGAAUUACACUUGAAGAGGCACCAAAAAUUGCAUAUGCCCGAAGAUGAUGUGAAAUAUUUCGACUGCGACAAAUGCUCGUUCAAGACCAAGAUCAAGGGACAUCUGCAAAGGCACAUGCGUUGUCAUACCGGCGAAAAACCCUAUCAGUGUCAACAUUGUGAUUUUCGCACAAAUGUUUUGGAGAAUCUGCGAAAGCAUGUCUUGAAGACGGGCAAACAUCCGGGAAAAUAUAUGUAUGAAUGUAAAUUGUGUGAUAAGGGCUCGUCUGAAAAGGACCGAAAUGAUCGCACUGCAUAUAAGACAAAUUCUUUACUUGAAUAUCAGAAACAUUUGGAUAAAAUUCACAAUACCACCUAUAAGCCUGGUGGCAACUCAUAAUACAAUUGAAGGAUGCUGAUUGACUAUUACUGCAAGGAAGCAUGAACUUAUUUUACCUAAUUUGUAAAAAUUAUUAAUAAAGAAUUUUUUA
Messenger RNA from Stomoxys calcitrans (stable fly), 3707 nucleotides. Its product is annotated as zinc finger protein 420. NCBI's taxonomy places the organism in Eukaryota, Metazoa, Arthropoda, Insecta, Diptera, Muscidae. Bases 212 to 3616 code for a protein of 1134 amino acids. The transcript is spliced from 7 exons. Gene Ontology annotation, molecular function: nucleic acid binding; zinc ion binding. The record is from RefSeq and is a predicted model, not a curated record.